Molecule: messenger RNA, 3684 nt
Organism: Pleuronectes platessa (European plaice)
Lineage: Eukaryota; Metazoa; Chordata; Actinopteri; Pleuronectiformes; Pleuronectidae
Product: oocyte zinc finger protein XlCOF6
Exons: 8
Coding region: 1728-3398 (556 amino acids)
Source: RefSeq, a predicted model, not a curated record
UCUCAUGAAUCAGUGUUGAGCUCAGACCAAUCAGAUCAGCUGCCCACUGUGACGUCAUUAUCCAGGUUUAUUGUGGGAGAUUUGUUUUAUUUAUCUCUGCAAUGGCGACACCUGGAGGCCGUAGAGGGCGUAAUGUUUAUGUCCCUGCGUGUUGUGAAGACAAUAAAUUCUUUGGUUUAUUGUCGGAUGUUAAACGAUGUCAAGUUCCUUCAAACUAGUUCAGCUCGUAACUUUCAACAGUGCGAUUUAAAGAACAUCUUCAUAUUCAUUACAAACGUUUUUACUCAAAGGUAAACUGAUGACAGAGGUCAAAGGUCACAUUGUUUUCAUAGAGCGAAUCUGCGCUGAUUGGUGGAGACAAACGACCACAGGUCGAGGAUUCAGGUGAUUUAAAUUAAUUUAAAGAGAUUUGAUUUUAGAUCAGAGUCAAUGAUGAAAACAUUGUUCAUAAAGUAUUUUAUCAGUUUAAUUAAAACAGUUCAAAGCAGUGAGACGUCUCUGUCCUCCGACAGAUAAAACUGAAACUGUCCUCGAGACAAAAGUUAUGUUAAUUUCAGUGAUGAUAAAAAUGUUUAAUAAUUGUUCAUGUGUCAGUUAAGUUACAAUCAGUCGUUUUCACACCGAGUUGGUUUGAAUGCACGCAAACUGAAGAAGUAUAUAUAUUUUAUAUCAAUAACGUCAAUCCAACAAACAAAACUAAAUAAAUAAAAAGCACAUUUUUUUACUUCAUCAAAUUCACAGGGAACGCGUUUACCUGCUUGUUAUAAUUCUGACAUUUAUGAACCUGUUAAAAAAACUAGAACAAUAUUAAAAGAUCAAAUACUGUUUCAAAUUUAUUCCAACAUUUUCACUUCUAUCGUUCGGCUCCGACAAAAACAUGAAGAUCAGAUUCUUCUUCUUUGUUCGGUUUAUUAACGGGUGGCGACCUACGUCACGAUCGUCACUUCAUACAAUUCCAUCUUCUUCCGGUCGCUAGUCACCAUUCACGUGUUAAGAGGGAGCGCUGUGAUUCGUCAGUGUGUUCUUGAAGAACUUGUUGUGAUUGGUCAGUGGUGUGCAUGAGAAUUUUAUGGUGGCGGCUUACUGCUCCGGUGUAUGUGUGUAUAUAUAUACGUGUGUUUAUAUAUAUAUAUAUAUAUAUAUAUAUAUAUAUAUAUAUAUAUAUAUAUAUAUAUAUAUAUAUAUGUGUAUAUAGAAGAAGACGACGUGUACUCACCGGAGUCUCUGAAACUCUUACACCAAGCUAAUGCUAAAGCUAACUGUGGAAGCUCUCUCUCUGACCAAAGGACUGGAACUUUGAGCUAAGCUAACAUGCUAACAUGCCGGUCUCUGGAGGAUCUGCUCAGCUGGAGUCACGUGGAACAUGGAGACCAUGUGAAACAUAGAGAACGUGUGGAACAAAGAGAACAUGGAGACCGUGUGGUAUAAUGGAGCCCGUGUGGAACAUGGAGCCCGUGUGGAACAUGGAGAACAUGGAGCCCGUGUGGAACAUGGAGAGCAUGGAGCCCGUGUGGAACAAGGAGAACAUGUGGAACACAGCAGGAAGCACAGACCUGGAGUCAGCGUGUGGGACCCCCCCCCCCCAGAGUGAGCUCCAUGACCCAAUGAAGAUGAAGCUGUGAUGUCAGAUCUCCGACUUGAUGCAGGAAGCACAGACCUGGAGUCAGCGUGUGGGACCCCCCCCCUCCCCAGAGUGAGCUCCAUGACCCAAUGAAGAUGAAGCUGUGAUGUCAGAUCUCCGACUUGAUGCGGCUCCUCCACAGGCUGCAGCGAUGACCCGUGACCCGGAAGUGCACCGCUGCAGCAGCGCCCCAGUGUCCGGCUCUCCCCCUUCGGUCAGCGGACCUGUGGACCGGAGCGUCUCGGCCUCUGGAGGAACCGGAGGGAUGGAGCUCGACGCCGCUUCACCGGACUCUGUAGGAGAGUUUGGAAACGUUCAAAUCAAAAUGGAGCCGGACGGAGACGUGGAGAUCCAGUCGUAUCCUGUCCUGAAGAACCUGUUCGUCAAACUGACGGACUGUAGGAUUUGGCUGGAGGGGCGGGACUUCCUGUCUCUGGACCAUCACCCUCAGCUCUGGAACCAGAGGGCGAGCCAGCACUGCUCCGUGAUCACCGGCAGGAAGAUGGUCUACUGCUCCGAGUGUCCCAGAGGCUUCUAUAAGAAGUCUCACCUGGAGGCUCACCUGAGAAUCCACAGAGGACUGAAACCCAAUGAGUGCUGGCAGUGUGGGAAAACCUACCCGACCCUGAUGAGCCUCGUCAUCCAUCAGCACAUCCACGAUCGCAAGGAAGCCUACCAGUGCUCCUACUGCGACCAGACCUUCGCUCUGAAGAGGGACUGGAAGACUCACCACAGGACACACUCCGGGACCAAACCCUUCAAAUGCUGGUUCUGUGGGGACGGCUUCGACGAGCGGCAGGAGCUCACCGAGCACCUGGAGGUGCACAAGGGGGAGAAGUGUUAUCGCUGCAAAGUCUGUGACAAGAUGUUCGUCUCCUACCAGGGCUUCAACUUCCACCGCAAAUCGCACAAGAACCAGAAGCUGCUGUCCUGCCCCAAGUGCAUGAAGACAUUCAGCAACCCUCAGAGUCUGAAGAUCCAUCAGGUGACCCACUCCAAAAGGAAACCGCAUAAAUGCCCCACGUGUGGAAAAGGCUUCAAGCUGCAGAGCGGCCUGCACUGCCACCUGAGGACCCAUGAGGACCUCAGGGCCUACCACUGCACCGAGUGCGGCAAAUGUUUCUCCAGCCUGCAGGGUCUGAAACUGCACAACCGCACACACACCGGACUGAAGCCCUACAGGUGCACUGAGUGUGGGAAGAGGUUCACCCAGUCCCCCCACCUCAAGUCUCACAUAGUCACACACACUGGAGAGCGGCCGUUCCUCUGCACCACCUGCGGCAAGAGAUUCACUCAGUCGUCUCACCUGAAGUCCCACAUCACGCUGUUCCACGUGGGCGAGAAGCCGUUCACCUGUGACGACUGCGGAAAGAGCUUCACCAUCGCCCACUACCUGAAGAUGCACCGGCUGAGCCACACCAAAGAAAAGCUGCAUCAGUGCUCGUACUGUGAGAAGUCCUUCUCCUACCACAACUCCUGGAGGGCCCAUGAGCGGAUCCACACCGGCGAGCGCCCGUUCAGCUGCCAGGACUGUGGCCAGAGCUUCAUCACCUCAGGCUCACUGCUGAGCCACCAGAGAACCAAACACACCGGAGAGAAGAACCACUACUGCAUCACCUGCGGAGAGUUCUUCUUCACCAGCUCGCUGCUGCGGCUCCACCAGCUCGACCACACCGGCGAGCGGCCGCAUGCCUGCAUCUGUGGAAAGACCUUUAAAACUAAAGGAGUGCUGCGCUACCACCUGAAGAGGUUCACCGACCACAGGCCGACUGAGUGAAGGGCUGUGUGGGAAACACAUCUCCUGGAAACACACAGGAUGGAGAGACGGGUGCAUGCAGGUGGAAUACAACUGGAUGUUAGGUACUGUAGUUGGCCAGCAGGUGGAGCUGCAGCAGUGAUCGAUCAUGAAGAUGCUCUGAAACACAUUGAUGCCAUUGCAGUCAAAACUCCUGACAUGUUGAUUUGACUCAGUGUGACAUCACUGCCGGAUUCAAUUCAUCUCCUUUUAUUUUGAAAAGGAAUUAGACUGCAGUUUCAUAAUAAACCUCUUUAAAAAAACAAGA